Molecule: messenger RNA, 1839 nt
Organism: Scedosporium apiospermum
Lineage: Eukaryota; Fungi; Ascomycota; Sordariomycetes; Microascales; Microascaceae
Exons: 2
Coding region: 1-1839 (612 amino acids)
Biological process (GO): 7-methylguanosine mRNA capping; dephosphorylation
Molecular function (GO): mRNA guanylyltransferase activity; protein tyrosine/serine/threonine phosphatase activity
Source: RefSeq, a predicted model, not a curated record
AUGUCCGUCGAUCCAGUUCAGACGGAUCCGCCGCUCCUCAGCGACCACUCCGAAAUCAAGACAUAUACUACCAGCAAAUUCACCUAUCCAAACCUCCGAAUCUUCUACCGCCGCCAUCCGAAAGCCGAUGAGCUUCCCAAAGUCCCUUCGCCACUUCCCCUUCUUGUCUUUAUCCAUGGACUAGGUGGCUCCGUUGCGCAAUUCCAUCCUCUUCUCACCAGUCUUUUACCGAUAGCGUCGUGUCUGGCGAUCGACCUUCCGGGAUGUGGCCGAUCCGAGUUCUCGGAGAAGGCAUGGGCUGCAUAUACGACGGAGGCCUUAACCGAAUUACUGGAGAUCAUAAUUGAGAGCUAUAGAGACAAGAAGGCGGGGCAACAGGUCGUUCUGAUAGGGCACAGUAUGGGAUCGGCUCUCUGCGCCCAUCUCUCCAGCAAAGAACUGCCACAUGUGACAAAUUUGGUCAAUAAUAUUGUUGGCCUUGUCGGGAUCUGUCCGGUGUCUGGCCCACCUCCCGAGGACAAGGUCAAGACUUUCAGGAUGCUGUUAUGGAUUCCAGGGUGGAUUUUCAAUCUGUGGAGGAUGUGGGAUCGCCGAGGGGAUGUGAAUAGUGCAAGCGUCACGCGAUUCGUUGGCGAGAACGCGGAUGCGGAGUCCCGGCGGCUCCAGCACAUAUUUAACUGCCAAAGUCGGACGCCAGUGUGGAGACGAAUGGCGUACGGCUCCCUCCCGGUGUAUAAAGACGGUGUGCCCGUGGGCGGGCUACCGACUUCGGAGAUCUGGAAGGGCCUCGAGAUGCCGAUCUUUCUAGUCGCUGGAAAGGCGGACAAAAUAACGCCUCCCACCGAAGCCACGAAGCUUGCCAGUCUGUUUGAAGCAGGUCCCACGAUCAAAGCUCAACUUGGAAGCCUGGAGGACAGUUCCGCUUCAGCCGCUGCAUCUUCUACCACUGUCGAGGACACUCAAGCCCCUGAGGACAAUGACGCCGACGACUUGAAAGUCCCGCGGGUCUCUGCAGACUCCGAUAUAGACAGCCCUGAUAGCGAACCUACGACACCCCGCACGCCAAAUCCCCGAAACCACACGGACGAAGAUAUUCCCGAGCAGCCUCUGCACCCUAGGGGAGUGAUGAAGACUCUGAUCAUGCCUUCCCCAGCGAACCAUGCUCUCCUCUACAUGCCUUUGACUGUUCGUAUUCUCGCCGGCAAUGUAUCCGACUUCCUUUCGACAUAUGUUACCGGCCGGCUUGCGCUCUCGUGGCAAUUGCAGUAUCUAGCCAAGGAAGGGAAGUGGGAAAUGAAGAACUUGGCAAAAUGGAAGAGUGUCCAACCCGUCUCUCGGCCCAUCGGUCCUGCGGACAAACCCGUUUUUGUCGCCAUGAAGACGCUACGGGAAGUCGACGAAGUACAUUGCCCCUCGGAAUUCGUCAAGAACUGGGGCGACAAGAUCGCCGACAUCAUAGACAUCAGCCGCGACCAGCCCUCGUACGAUCCAACCGGUCUCCAGAAGGGAGGUAUCGCCUAUCACAAAUUGUCGACGGUGUCCAAGAUUCCGCCGACAGACGAGGAUGUCGAAAAGUUCGUCUCGCUGGUGGACAGCAUCAGGAGCUCCCGGCCGGCGGGCGAGACGAGGGAGCUGAUCGGUGUCCAUUGCCAUUACGGGUUCAACCGGACGGGGUACUUUAUCGUGUCGUACCUUGUUGAGCGGUGCGGGUUUACGGUGGAGGAUGCCAUGGCGGAGUUCGCUAAGGCGCGUCCUAAUGGCAUUCGUCAUCAGCACUUCAGGGACAAGCUUUGCAUGAAGUAUGGUAUGUUGGUCAGGAAUGCAGAGCAGGAGUCUUGA